CUCGCCCCUGAGCCAGUGACAGCAGCAGUGUAGUGACCGAGAGGGGUCCACACGGAGAGUCUAUCUACAAAUGGGCCAUAGUAACAACUAGCACCUCUUCUACUUAAAGCCAUCCGCACCUUGCAACCGCGUCUGGUGCCAACAGCAGCAUCAUCUUAAAGUUUUCCCUCACAUUUGUCUCACACCUAACACCUGUCUUCAUCUCAACAUUCAAAGGUUACCAUUUUCCAUCUUUGAGCGGUUUUCCACCUAAGGUCGGAGAAAAUGGCAGCAAUUCCAUCAAGUGGCUCCCUCAUCGCCACCCAUGAUUACUACAGAAGGCGCCUCGGGUCCACCUCCAGCAACAGCUCUUGUGGCAGUGCCGAGUACACAGGAGAGGUUAUUCCACACCACCCAGGACUUCCAAGGCAAGACUCGGGCCACUGGUGGACUUCAUUUUUCUUUUCAAAGCAGAACCAGCCUGGCAUGCAGAACGGAUCUGAAAAUCAAAAGAACAGAACCUACACAGUGGCCAAUGGCCAGGUGACCUGUAUCGCCAGGGAAAUGGUUUUGCAGAGACAAGUCAGCGAAAGCAGUGAAAAUGGGAAGUUUGAACCAUCAACCCCUCCACCAACUUCCUCCUAGACUCCAUUCCCUGCCAUCACCCCACCCGUUUAACCUCCCAUACCCACCCCACCCCUCACCCCCAACACCUCACUCACCCUCAACUUGCCAUCACACAGUCCAGCACUGGAGAUGGAGAUGAUGGCGGUGAUGAUGAAAGUGUUUGGUUUUUUUUUUUUUUUACCUUUAGUAAAACAGAGUUUGCGUUUCCUUUUUGCCUGUGUAUAGUAUGUUUUAUUAUGACCAAAAGUCAAAAAAAGCUCAAGUAUGUAAAAAGUUUUUUUCAUUUUAUUCUUCUUAUAACUUGUUAAUAAUGAUAAAUAAAAUGCUUGCAGUCA
This is a messenger RNA of Toxotes jaculatrix (banded archerfish), 941 nucleotides long. It is a transcript of the gene ppdpfa, whose product is annotated as pancreatic progenitor cell differentiation and proliferation factor a. Gene Ontology annotation, biological process: multicellular organism development; cell differentiation. The record is from RefSeq and is a predicted model, not a curated record. The coding region runs from base 265 to 624 and encodes 119 amino acids. The transcript has 6 exons. Lineage: Eukaryota; Metazoa; Chordata; Actinopteri; Toxotidae.